Drosophila hydei is the source of this 1469-nucleotide messenger RNA. RefSeq names its product GPN-loop GTPase 1. NCBI's taxonomy places the organism in Eukaryota, Metazoa, Arthropoda, Insecta, Diptera, Drosophilidae. The transcript is spliced from 3 exons. Gene Ontology annotation, molecular function: GTPase activity. The record is from RefSeq and is a predicted model, not a curated record. The coding region runs from base 183 to 1367 and encodes 394 amino acids.
AUGUUGUGCGCAUGUGCAUGAGCGUGCACUGUACCACCACCUAUUAUCAAUUUCCCUCAUCAAGCUACCAUAUCGUUGGAAAUAGUUAACACUAGCGUUGCCGUUUUGUACACAAAUACGCCGUACUGUGAUUGUCCAAUUCUUAAACGUGCAGCUUUGUUUUGCGGCACUCUGCAUCAACAAUGACCAGCAAACCGUCCGGCAGCGGCACCAAUAGCAGCAAUGCUAACAUCAGCAUCAAUGACAUCAACCUGGAGGCGCUGAACCUCACCGAAGGCAUUCGCGAUUCGCCUGUCUGCAUCAUUGUGCUUGGCAUGGCCGGAUCGGGCAAAACGACUUUUACGCGGAGUUUAAUCGAGCACGCUCAGAAGCAGUUUAAUCCGUAUGUCGUAAACUUAGAUCCCGCCUGUCGUGAGGUUCCCUAUGCAGCGCAUAUAGACAUACGCGACACUGUCAACUACAGAGAGGUAAUGAAACAGUAUCAGUUAGGCCCCAAUGGCGGAAUCGUGACUGCGCUCAACAUGUUCACCACCAAGAUGCCGAAAUUUGCGGAGCUGGUUCGACGCGCCGGUGAGCGUGGCCACAAAUGGUGCAUCAUCGAUACGCCUGGCCAAAUCGAGGUGUUCACCUGGUCGGCAUCAGGAAGCAUCAUCACUGAAGGGCUCGCCACCAUGUUUCCCACGAUCGUUGUCUAUGUUAUGGAUGUUGUGCGUUCCAGUUGCCCCACGACAUUCAUGUCUAACAUGUUGUAUGCCUGUUCCAUACUCUACAAAACGCGACUGCCCUUUCUGAUUGCGCUCAACAAGAUUGACCUGAAGGAUUGUAGCUUUGUGCAGGAGUGGAUGACCGACUUUGAGGUGUUCCAGGAUGCGCUGGAAGAGGAGCACAGCUAUGUCAACAAUCUGACGCGCACCAUGUCGCUCACACUUGACACAUUUUACGAGAACCUUAUCACAUGCGGUGUCUCUGCCAAGACGGGCACCGGCUUUGCAGACCUCAUCAAGCAUAUACUCGACUGUGUAACCGAAUACGAGCGCGACUACAAGCCGGUCUAUGAGAAGAUGCGGCUGCAGCGCCUUGCCGAACAGCAGUCAAUUCCACUGCCAGCCGCUAGCAUCGAUGAGGCGGGCACAGCUGUUCCCAUGGGCCUCGAUCUGAGUGAUCCAAAGACCAAUUCAGAUAAUAGUGUAUAUCUUAUGGCACCGAGCCUGGUGCCGGUGCAAAUGGACGCCGAUGAGGAGCUGGAAACCGAUGCCAAGAACAAAACAGAAGAACAAAACUUCCAAAGCUUCGUCCAGAAUCAUUUGACGGCACAGCAAAAUAAACGCGACAAACAGCAGCGCGAGCAGCAGGAGCAGAAAUCUUGAAAGUGAUAAACUAUGUUCAUUAUUAACACCUAGAUCUAAGCCGAAGCAAAGUAUAGAAGGUUUACAGUUCUACAAAUAAAUGUACAUAGUUACCAAAUUAUA